Molecule: messenger RNA, 741 nt
Organism: Lathyrus sativus (Indian pea)
Lineage: Eukaryota; Viridiplantae; Streptophyta; Magnoliopsida; Fabales; Fabaceae
Source: the annotation of a GenBank genome assembly
AUGGCUUCUAACAACCCUUUGCUUCGCCCUGAGAUCGGACCUGAUGGUCUCGCUAGAGAAGCUUCCGUCAUCGGUUAUACCGAGAGGAGCAUCGAAGAGGAGCAGCUUCAAUUGCAUAAAUAUAUUCAAGAAAACUAUUCGAAAAUCCGCAAUGUGGAGCGUGAGCUUGCGAAUCUCACGCUUGAGAUGAAACUUACAGCCGGGCCCAAAAAAUCAGCACUUGAACAUUUGAGGAAGAAAAUAGAACAAUCAACAGAGAAAAUUCGUGUAGCCAAGAUAAAAGAAGAACAGGCCCGGAAGGCAUGGGAAUCAGCCGUGCAAGCAGUGAAGGAUGAGGAAGCAAUAAAGGAGAAGCUAUGUGAAGAUUUGAGCAAUUUGGUUCAAGAGAGCAGUCAGUCUCAGUUUUCUCGGCUGGAGGAAUUAAAAAGACGAUUGGAAGCUUUGAAUCCAAGUCACGUAACAACUAAUCAUGAUGGGAGAUCAGAAAGUACUUCUCAGGAUAGUUCCUCUAAUCCCAACGCUAGGGAAUCAAGUGGGGGAUCAGCCGCAAGUGUUAAUACUGAUCAAAGUAAUGGUCAAAAAGUUGCAGUGACAGAUAGACCUAAUCAGCAACCUCCGAAUGAAGGCGAAGGUAGAAAUAAAAAGAAAGUCAACUUCCAAUUAAAAGGAAAGGGAAUCGGUGCUGUGUCCAAGGGUAGAUCUUCUGCUCAUGGCUGGACUGGUGCCGGCUUUGACGCAUGA